This is a messenger RNA of Meloidogyne enterolobii, 871 nucleotides long. The record is from the annotation of a GenBank genome assembly. NCBI's taxonomy places the organism in Eukaryota, Metazoa, Nematoda, Chromadorea, Rhabditida, Meloidogynidae.
AUGCAAUCGCAUAUUGAGCAAUCAGGAAAGAUGUUAGCUUUAAGAGAAUUAUUGAAUGAAUGUCAAAUUGGAGAACGUUUCAGCGAAUUUGAUGUUAACUAUUCUCGUAACAAAGGAUUAGAGCACGAGCAAAAACUUGAACAAGUAUCUAGCGCAACCUGUUAUGAAUCACAAAAUUUUCUUUCUAAUACAACACACAAAGCUCUUAUUUUCUGUCAAUGGCGUGCAACCAUUGAGUUAAUUUCACAUUUUUUGAAUCAUGGGGAAUUUGGUAGUGGAAUUAACUUUCUUGUUUUGGAUGGGCAAACACCUCCAUCUCAGCGACAGUCAAUUGUGGACCGCUUUAAUACCGAUCCAAACGUGCAACUGCUAUUACUUACUACACAUGUUGGUGGAAUUGGUCUAAACCUGACUGGAGCUGAUGUCGUUAUAUUUAUGGACCAUGACUGGAAUCCAUUCCGCGAUCUACAAGCGAUAGACAGGGCUCACCGACUUGGGCAAAAGCGGACGGUUAAUGUACUUAUUACGCUUGGGACUGUUGAAGAAAAGGUUAUGAGGCUACAAAAAUUCAAAACGGACACUGCAAACGCCCUCAUUGGUGUGGAAAAUCGUUCACUUUCUUCAAUGGCAACUGAUGAUUUAUUGGAGCUAUUUUCAUUAAAGAACCCUGGAACGAAUUUAGACGUAAAUGCAAAAUUAAGUAACACAAAGAAAAAAAGUAGAAUGAAUUCAAAUGCAAGUUGCUCAUCUGAAAAUGGUGUUUGGGCAGUUGAUGAGCUUUGGGGGAAUCAAAAAGAAGAGGAAGAUACUGAAUUCGAACAAUAUAUUGAACAACACUCUGUUAAAAAAUUCCUUUACUCAAACACCUAGC